Messenger RNA from Cladocopium goreaui, 2718 nucleotides. The record is from the annotation of a GenBank genome assembly. NCBI's taxonomy places the organism in Eukaryota, Dinophyceae, Suessiales, Symbiodiniaceae.
CUCGAGAUGCGAUCCUGGGAAGGGGCUUGUCCUGCGAUGAUGGCAUGAUCGCAGUCUUGGCGCUGCCCAAGGUCUUUUUCCUUGCAUUUCAUGUAACGGCAGGUUUGCGUCCUUUAGAUUGUGACGGAGUUGAAGAAGACGGUGUUCGCUGGGACGUGGUGAGAUCAGAUCUCUGCCACGCUUUGGGGGAGGUGAUCCACAAUGGCGCUUUGUCGCGGGACCUGCAUGCAGCCAAGGACUCCAAAGGUCGCGACCCUGCCGUGUCCUAUGGAGAUGUUCAGCUGCAGCGCCAUUUGGAACGUUUCCAGAAACUGGUCCUGGUCCUCCCUGAACGGAGCAGGUGUCCUUUGGGAAGGCAUUGCCUGAGAAUCUUGGUGUCUGUCUUGUACUCUGGCUUGCCCUGGGAUGCCUGGUUCCAGCGCUACGAGGAAGAUCUGUGGGGCCUCGUCCACGGCACAAACUGGACAGAGGCAUUGUCCGGCGGCUGGCCAGUCUUUGAAGUGCUCUUUCUGGUGGCAGAUCUCUACGGAGGUGAACAACUUCCAGAAGAUUGUCGCAGCGUGGAGUCCAAACUACGGGCCUUGGAGAAGCUCAUUGGCGAUCCAGAGAUCAUGAAGCAUGCUGCACCUCUAUUGCGACAGACAUGUCCACUUGCACGCUCUGCAGCGGCUGCCGCACUGGCAGCCGCUGGCAUGCGUGCGAAUGGCGGGCGAUUGCAAAUAGGAAUGUCUCCAGGCGUUGACGUUGGCCUGCUGGCACAAACGCAGGCAGCCGCGCGCCUGGCAGCAGGGCGGCACAGUGGUGGACCAAAGGCCAUUUUUGCCCAGCCCCUUCCAUCGUUGUUACUGCGCUUGGACACGGCCCACAAGAAGUUCCAUCGUGCAUGGAUGAGACGUGGCCGGGUGGACAUUAUUUACUGUGGUCAACUCGACAUUGAAGAGAAACUGCAGGAAAUUUGCAAAGGAAUUGAAGGAGAAUGCAUUGUCCACUUCUUUCAGCACAACAGUUCUCAGAGACGUGCACCAGAGUGUUUUCAGCACUAUCGGUCUGCAGGGCGAAUGGUGUCUGCAGCUGCCAGUGUGUCGGCUUCAGCAUCAUGGAGUACUUUGUUGGUGAGCCCCAGCACCUGGACUUGGACGGAGGACUCAGGUCGCGAUCUGCAGAAACUUCUGCAGGAGCGUCAUAAGUUUGCCAGGGAUGUCGCCUUGGCUGGAUUGCCCACCAUCAACCGCUCCAAAAUAUUUAAUUGGCCUGUGCGGCGUGUGAUCCACAAGUAUUGGAAGCUGGCAUACCACGAGUAUGCAACGGGUCAUGAGACCUCGCCCUUCUUGCCGCUAGCGCAAUUUUGGGCAGUUGGUGAUACCACGAGCGGCACGCGAGUCUAUGGAACCAGAACCUUCUCUAGUUUGAUGACUCGUUUGGAAAAGCAAGAGCUGGAGUACGUGGCAGCACUACCUGGGUUUGAGGCUUUCAGCAGAGGAGACGGAGCCCGAGUUCCUGCAAUCGAAGCAGCGCUGGCCAGUGAGAAUGAGGGCGCCGAAGAUUGGUUCGUGAUGCUGGACUUGCUUGGGAAGGAUGCGGGCCUUCGGGCGUAUACUUACCUGAAUGGAGCAUCAUUGGAAGACAGUUACCAAUCAGCUGCCAGACUAUCCCCGCGACUCUCACAGACCUUUCACAUCGAGGCAGCACACUUUCUGCCUGCGAAGGGUAGUCCAGGUCGACCCCAGGAGCAUUGUCUAUUUCCGUAUACUUCACUUGCUGGCAGCUUCACUCAGACCCACGGAGUCGUGGUGAGCUGGUGCACCAGGAAGUUCUUGCAUCAAAUGUUUCGAGAUGUUGGCGGGUGGUGGCUGGGCAUGGAUCCCUUACGUCACAUCAUUGUGCCAGUCUCCGCCAGUGUUUUGAACUUGUACCGCAGUGGAGAGACAGAACUGUUUCCUUGGGAUGCAGAUAUUGAUGCCAAUUUCAUUGCCUCGCAUCCAGUGGUCAUUGGGAGCCUGCUUGAAGAGCAUGAAGAAACGCUAAAGCGAAUGGGCUAUACCUACAUUCUCCGUGGCGAUCGCGUGGUAUUCCGGACUUUGGAGGACACAGCUCGCAUGGACAUUUGGAUCUCUGGCCCGCAAGAUGUGCGUGCUUUUGACAUUCGAGCACGACUUUGUGGUGUGCGUGUGAACUUCUUCAGGGACCAAUUGAUGGGCUCAGUGUGGUACUACCGACCGGGGGAGAAGAUCUAUGGCAACACUCGCGGAAAACUGCUUCAUUGCCAAUGGAAGGGACACAACGCGUGUCUGCCCGACUGUGUGCGAAACGGGCUGGGAGUUGGUAAGGAUGGCUGCGAAUUUCCAGAUCGCUUUGUACACCUCUUCACCUAGCGGAUGCGACCUUCAUCCAGAAACACGCCGGGCAAAGCACAGCAUCACGGAGCGAGGGCAGCCGAGCGGCAACGGCGGGGAACGGUGCUCGACUUGCGGUGAGUUACAUCAAGACAUGCCUCCAGCGGUUUGGCCCAGUGAAGUCCAGCUAUGGACGCUAUGGUGGACACGGAUGCUGUGCGCAAUGAGUCCUAAUUGGAUGGUGGCUAGGGAGCAUAACUUGGCCGGUUUGUUUAGUUGAUGCAAAGGGCUUAAAAGGGUCACCAUGGGUCACCUUUGCACCAUGCCAGAAGCAAGCGCUGACGUUUGCACGGCAGAACAUUCGUCGCACGUGAUUGUUGUUCAU